Messenger RNA from Acanthochromis polyacanthus (spiny chromis), 909 nucleotides. Its product is annotated as odorant receptor 131-2-like. NCBI's taxonomy places the organism in Eukaryota, Metazoa, Chordata, Actinopteri, Pomacentridae. Gene Ontology annotation, molecular function: G protein-coupled receptor activity. Gene Ontology annotation, cellular component: membrane. Gene Ontology annotation, biological process: G protein-coupled receptor signaling pathway. The record is from RefSeq and is a predicted model, not a curated record.
AGAGACACUUUCACUACAGCGUUUGUGAAGAACCUGAUCGUGGUUCUGGUCUGGCUCAUCCUCAGUUCCAUCAACAGCACCUUGGUCGCAACGUUUUUCAGACACCAGGUCUUUUAUGAAGACCCCCGCUACAUCCUGUUUAUCCACAUGGUCAUCAAUGAUGCCAUCCAGCUGACGGUCACCAUCACGCUCUUUGUGCUCAGCUACAUCUUCUACAAGAUUAACGUCUCCUUCUGCUGCUUCUUCAUUUUGGUGGCGGUUUUCACAACUAGAAACACACCGGUCAACUUAGCCAGUAUGGCCAUAGAGCGCUACAUUGCCAUCUGCGAGCCCCUACGACACAACCAGAUCUGUACAGUGAGGAGGACUCACAUCGUCAUUGGGCUGAUUUGGUUCAUCAGUGUGGCUCCAGAUAUUACAGAUCUCUUUGUGACACUGGCUACUGAGUCCAUCAGCUUCUUUCAUGAAUCGGUGUUCUGCUUGCGGCCCAACGUUUUUAAAGAUCCGAUCUUGGCAUACAAAAGGCAGGUUUUUGACAUCCUCUACUUCUCCACUGUGUUUCUGAUCCUGGUCUUCACCUACUUGAAGGUCUUGUUUGCAGCCAGGGCACUCUCUACGGAGAAGAUGUCAGCCCAGAAGGCGAGGAACACCAUCCUCCUCCACGGGGCCCAGCUGGCCAUGUGCAUGCUCUCUUACAUCUCCCCCAGCGUGGAGAUCAUGCUGCAUAUCAUCUUCCCUGGCCGAAUCCUUGAGAUCAGAUAUGCAAACUAUUUGAUUGUCUACAUCCUGCCCAGGUUUCUGAGCCCAAUCAUCUACUCUCUGAGAGACAAGAAGUUCAGGAGGCAUCUCCAGAUGCACCUUUUGAGCCACAGAUGUGAGAAGAAAGUGGCCAGCACCAAUGACUUGUAA